AUGGCAAAUGAUGCGAAGCUGAUCAUGGUUAUGACCAUGGUCAUUCUGUGGGCUGCAGUCGAGGAGGUGGUGGGUUACCAUAGCCUUAUUGCGAGCUUCAUUUUAGGAAUGGUAAUACCCAGGGACAAAGGAGUGGCGUCCGCGUUGCUAGACAAGCUCUACUACCCGGUUGGCUUGGUGGCCUUGCCUCUGUAUGUUACCUUCUCAGGGUAUCUUGUUAAAGCCCAGCAUACACCGGCACAGGCGACGGAUAUAGCGGCGUGGAUGCCUGUUCUGGCAAUAUGGGGCAUCUCCAUUUUGAGCAUGGCUGUGAAGGUGGCUUCAGCGUUGGCUGUGGCGUGGGCUUACAGGAGCCCCCUGUAUGAGGCCCUCCUCCAGGGUUUUCUUCUCAACUCUAGGGGCUUUCCAGACUUGAUGCUCAUCAAUAUUGGCACUGAGAAACAGAUGUUGAACUUCGGGUGUCUCAUAGUUGUGAUGCUCAGCUCCAUCCUCAGUGCCUUCCUUGUAGCCCCUACUGUACUUGAUGUCAUGUGGGCCACCAAUAAGUUGGAACUCACCUACAAGCACCCUGGAAUCGAAAACCAAGGGCCCGUGGCUGAGCUCCGCUUGCUGGCGUGCCUACAUGACAUCAUCGACGUGCCUAGCACCAUCAGCCUCAUCGAGACAUGUUGUGGCUCCAGUGACUCCCCUCUCUCCAUCUAUAGCAUGCACUUGAUCGAGUACAACGAGCAGACGGCCACCCAGUUACUGUAUCGACAUGAUGCAUCAGAUGCUGCCAUCUCCUUCUUUUCCAACAUGCAUGAGGAAGUAUGUCGUAGUGCCGAGGACAUGCAAACCUCGAUAAUUCUCCUCCCCUUCCACAAGCUUCAGAGGGUCGAUGGCAGGAUGCAGGAGCGAAACUCAAGGUUUAGGAAGCUCAAUCAAAAGGUGAUACGCCAUGCACCCUGCCCAGUGGGUGUGCUUGUUGAUCGGGGGCUUGGCGACACCAUGUUGAGGUCUGCCUCCCGCAUCUCCCAAAACCGCAAUGUGUAUGGGCUCUUCUUUGGGGGCCCCAAUGACCGUGAGGCAGUGGCAUUGGGCUGUAGACUGGCAGAACACCCACAUAGAGACUGCCCGGAGCUAGGGCCUGAAGGGGACUUAUUGGCUUCCUCAGAGUUUUCCAUUACUAGUUCAGUUCUAGUAGUAAUCAAAGGUGCCCCAGGAUAG
Molecule: messenger RNA, 1206 nt
Organism: Amborella trichopoda
Lineage: Eukaryota; Viridiplantae; Streptophyta; Magnoliopsida; Amborellales; Amborellaceae
Source: RefSeq, a predicted model, not a curated record